This is a messenger RNA of Micromonas pusilla CCMP1545, 672 nucleotides long. RefSeq lists its product as uncharacterized. The record is from RefSeq and is a predicted model, not a curated record. The transcript has a single exon. NCBI's taxonomy places the organism in Eukaryota, Viridiplantae, Chlorophyta, Mamiellophyceae, Mamiellales, Mamiellaceae. Bases 1 to 672 code for a protein of 223 amino acids.
AUGUCCUCCUCCGACGAAGCCGACGCCCCCGUUUCCGCGGCCGAGGAGGCUUUUGUGCAGCGACAGAACGCCGCGGUGAAACGCUUGAACGCGCUGGGCAUCGCCCUGGUUCGCGGCAUCGACGAGGACGCCGCCUCGCCCGGCGAGGAGGAGGUCGCCGCCUGUCGGAUCCUGGUGAUCACCAAGGAACGCGCGGCGGCCAUCGAGGCUGCGCAGAAAUUCGCCAUGGGGCGCGACGGAUCCGACAGCGACAGCGACGACGACGGCGGGUUCGUGAUGUUCGACACGUCGACCGGAAACGCCGUCGUCGCCGGCAUCGCCGAUGCCGUCGCGCGCGCCGUCGCGCGGACGUCGAAGCCCGCGAGGUUCGACCACCUGCUCGCGUUGACGUACGCGCUGCAACAGGAAGAUACGUGGGCGCGCGACAACGAGAUGUGGGAAGACGGGGACGAGAUGCAGUCCGCGUGCGCGAAGCUCGCCGCCGCGUGGGAAGAAGCUCCUCGGGGAGAGCACCAACGAGCAGCUCGGGUGCGACGAGGAGUUCACGCGCCCGGGGACGGAGGCUCUGCUCGAGGAUUUCGGGAAGAUGCUCGAGAGCGUCGGGGGGGACACGGACGUGUCGUACCCGUUCGACUGGAAGCCGUGAAUCGAACGCGCUCCUCUGUCGUUUAA